AGAGCAGUGACACUCCUGGACAGGAUCUUCAGGCUGGAGAAGGGCACGGCGAGGACGGCAGGGGACCCUGAGCAGGGCAGGCAGGGCCUGGACGUGCCCAACGGGAGCAUCGCGGCCCACGGGGAACCGCUGCGUGAGGAGAUAGAUGAGUGCAGGCAGAAGGAGCUUGGGCAGGACUCUGCAGGUGAACAAGACCUGGCUGCACCUGGCAGGGCACAGGCAGAGCAGCACAGUCCCCAGGCAGCUGCAGGACAGGGCUCAGUCAUGAGCUUCCUCAAAACUCUGGUCUCCCCAAGCAAAGCUGACGCCAAAAGUGAUUCUGAAGACAAGGGCUCCAAGGCGGAGAAGGGCGCUGGGGGACAGCCCGGCCCGAAGGCAGCACCAGGAUCCCCCUCCAAAGGAGCCAAGAAAAAGAAGGCAGAGAGCCCCAAGCUGGGCCACGGCACCUUUAGCAAACUCUUUAGGCACAAGGCUGCGAAAGAAACCCAGCAGACAGCCAACACCAAAAAGCAGAGGCCGUGAGCAAUGAGAAGGCAGAGGUGGCUCUGGAGGCCGUGGCUCCCGACAGGGACGAGAGCAAGGGCACAGAAAGCACCGAGGUGAAACCGCGAGGGGCAGAGAGCAAAACGCCCAAGGCAAACCUGAGGAAGUUCUUCAAGCUGGGCUCCAAAAGGAUGUCGGAUGCCGAAGUGCAGACGGAUCCCGUGUCCAUCCUCCCCGCUGGCAAAUCCAAGUAGUGCCCAGCCCUGGCUGCUCAGGGAGGCUCAGCAGCUCUCUGGGAGCUCCAGGAAUGACUCCUUUCCUUUCUGGCAGCAGGAAUGACUGACUCCUUUUCCCUCCCACGGCUGUCACAAACACCCGGGGCUGAAGCAAACACUGGGCACCAUCACAGGCUGUCACUGGCAGGGUUUGUUUGUUCCUCACCUGUAGAAAGCAGCUGUACAGAUCCCCAUGAAAUGUGUGUAAGGUAAGGUGCUGUGGAUGGUUGGAGGUGUGGGUAAGGCAGGUACGAGGGUGGCAGAGAAUUCAAGAAAUGGCAGGAAAAGCAAGCAGGUGGCAGAGGAGGGCAGCGAGGCACGGGCAGGGAAUCCUCCGCUUCAGAGAGCUUGAGAGCAGCCAGGAAAACACAAAUCCCUGCAGAAAUGUCCUGCUUUGGUGCAACCACAGCCCAGUCACUUCUGGGGGGUUUGGAUGGAGCUGGGAUUGGAGCUGAGCCCCUCAGCCCGGCAGAGCCCGUGGUGACCGAGCCCUGCUUGCUGCUGGUUAUUAAUGUAAAUUAAAACGCUAAAAUGCAAAGGCUUGGCGGGAUCGGGCAGCUCCUGUCCCGGCCGGGCGGGGUGGGAUAACAAAUUAAAAGCUAUUUAAGGUUCUAAUAGGACACAAGAGGGCAGCCACGUCCCCUAACGCCGGGCUGUGCCUGCCAGCCCGGAAUUAAUGUUCCUUAGAUCAUAGGAAACUUAGCUGUUCAUCCUGAUGUUUGUUUAUAUCCAUACUUGUAAUUAAUCCUAAUAAAAACCAAAAUCAAAGCUGCCCAGGCAGCUCUCUGCUUCACAAGACUCCUGUAAUAACUGUAGUUAAUAAAUUUUACAGAAAAUAAAGAUUUCUGUUCGUUCAAGCCUAGCCUGUACAGGGAACCAGGGGCCUGACGUUUUAAUCCACACUGAUUUUAAUGAUGCAAUACUGUAUAUUUUGACAUCCUUAUCUUUAAAUAAACUAAUACUCAUCAUUUGAAACAAAAAACCA
Zonotrichia albicollis (white-throated sparrow) is the source of this 1743-nucleotide messenger RNA. The record is from RefSeq and is a predicted model, not a curated record. Lineage: Eukaryota; Metazoa; Chordata; Aves; Passeriformes; Passerellidae.